Molecule: messenger RNA, 1884 nt
Organism: Neohortaea acidophila
Lineage: Eukaryota; Fungi; Ascomycota; Dothideomycetes; Mycosphaerellales; Teratosphaeriaceae
Product: pentachlorophenol 4-monooxygenase
Exons: 3
Coding region: 1-1884 (627 amino acids)
Molecular function (GO): FAD binding
Source: RefSeq, a predicted model, not a curated record
AUGGACGAGGGAGCAGUAGACAAAGUCGACGUCCUCGUCUCGGGCGCUGGGCCGGUGGGCCUCCUCAUCACCUUGCAGCUGCGCCGGCUGGGCAUCUCGACACUUAUCGUCGACGCUGCGGACAAGGCGUCGCCGAACUUUCCCAUGUACGGUCGAGCGUGUGCGCUGUUCCCCCGCACCCUCGAGAUGCUCGACCAACUCGACUUAUGGGAGGAGAUGGCACAGCAAGGCUGGGUGAACCCCGAUGCAGGCGCAACUUAUUACGAUGGGAAGCAAGUGCAACCGCUCGCCGACUUGACCGCCGUCCACCUCCGCGGCACCUAUUUCAACUUUUGGAUGAAUCUGCGGCUGAAGUACAGCGAGGACAUCUUCCGCGCGCGCGUGGCGGCGCUGGGGCCGAAAGUGCAGGCGCCGGUGCGAUUGGUGGGGCUGCAGCUGGAUGAGGACGCGGCGGAUGAUUACAAGGUCAGGGCUACGCUCGCGCGGCCGGAUGGGAAGUCGUGGACGGUGCGAGCGAGGUAUAUCGUUGGGUGUGAUGGCGCGCGGAGCGCAGUGCGCGAGCUGGCGGGUAUUGGGUUUGAUGGGGCGGAGAAGGAAGACCAUUGGGUGCGAGUCGAUGGGGUGGUGCGGACAAACAUCCCCGAUGCUAGGAGCGCCUACAUUCGGCUGGAGUCGAAGACGCACGGCCAGGUGCUGUGGGCGCAAUUGGACCACGGCGCUACCCGGGUCGGAUUCGCUCUUUCGCCGGAGCUGUAUGCCAAAUACGGCCAGCAUAUGACGCAGGAAGAUGCGGUCAAGGAAGCCAAGGCCGCUGUCGCACCAUUCGAGCUCGAAUUCGACCAGGUGGACUGGCACACUGUCUACACGAUCAAGCAGUUUAUUUCGGUCAAGUUGCAGGACCGUGAGCGAAUCCUACUCGCGGGAGAUGCGGCUCACGCGCACUCGUCCGGCACGGCCCAGGGAAUGAACACCGGGGUCCAUGAUGCUGUGUCACUGGCCUGGCGUCUCGCAGGGGUCUUGACUGGCAUGUACAAGCCGGGUGUCCUGCAGAACUACCAUUCGGAGCGCCAUGGCGUAGCACGGCACCUGAUAGAGAACGAUAAGACCAUAGCGGAGCUGAUUUCCGGACGCAGACCAGAACGGUUCAAAGAUCGACCGGAAGACAACUUCGUGCUCUUCAGCGAAUUCAUUCACGCCGAGUGGGACUUUACCAUGGGCAUGGGCAUCAGCUACCCGGCCAGUCUGCUGAACGAUGUUACUGGCUCGAGUCCGCCCAUCGGAGUCGUCCCGGGUUAUCGUUUCCCAGAUGCCAUGCUGCAAAAGCCGGGCUUUCGCGCUGCCGGACAUACAGUCCGUCUGCACGAGAUAACCAAAUACACCGGCAAAUUCCACAUUCUCAUCUUUGCCGGAGAUCCGAGAAGUACGAAAGUGCAGCUUGGGAAGCUCCGGAGGGACGUCGAUGAGCACGUUGGUAGAUUUCAACAUGCUGUCGAAUUCCGGACAAUCAUCUGCGGCCGGGGGCCCGCACACGGAGAGUGCCUGGGCGUCGAGCCCUUUGGCUGGGCGUACUGGGACGUUAAUCAAAGUGUGCACGGCCAAUACGACAUACCCUACAAGCGUGGCGUGAUUGCGGUGCUUCGUCCAGACGGCAUCCUGGGAUUUGUCGCCCCGCUCGAUGGAUUUGAAAGAGUGGUGACGUAUCUGGAACGCCUGAUCAUCCCACGGAAGCCGGAGACUAUGAUUAAUGGUGCGACGGCCGACAUUGGCGAGCUGAUCAACGCGGACGAGAAUAACUUGUAUUACAAGCGCAUCAACGGCCAAGAUGUGCCGGAGAGUGUGGAGCAGGGGACGGUGAAGUCAGUAGAAGGCGUCAGGAUCAGUUGA